Messenger RNA from Chara braunii, 2702 nucleotides. Lineage: Eukaryota; Viridiplantae; Streptophyta; Charophyceae; Charales; Characeae. The record is from the annotation of a GenBank genome assembly.
UCUAUACGAGUUUGUGGUGAUGCCCUUUGGACUAUGCAAUGCACCUGGUACGUUCCAGCACACGAUGAACAAGAUUUUUCAUGACUACUUAGACAAGUUUAUCGUCGUGUACCUCGACGAUAUUCUCAUCUUUAGUAGGACUGUAGAGGAGGACGCUGAGCACUUGAAACUAGUGCUAGGUCUCCUAAGACAGCACCAGUACAAGGUUAACUUGGAGAAAUGCGAGUUUGGUCGCACCAAGAUCUUGUACUUGGGUCAUGAAAUCUCAGCAGAUGGACUGAGGCCAGAUGAUGCCAAGGUGGCCAGCAUACGUGACUGGCCCAGACCUCAGACUGUUACUGAGGUCAAAUCGUUUUUGGGGAUGACGGGCUACUAUCGUCCGUUUGUGAAGAACUAUAGUACCACAACUUCCCCAUUGACGGAUCUAACUCGACUGGACACCCCUUGGGAGUGGACUGAAGAGUGUGAGGCAACCUUCAGGAAACUGAAGUAUGCCCUGACACACUAUGAGACGAAGUACUACGGCGGGAGUCGUGAAAAGAUGUUAGAGACCAUGCAAGGGAUCGGGGCGCAGGGGUGCGAGUUUCUCGUAGCAGGCCGCGUUGUUAGUGGUAAUUUCCAGGUUCUGUCGGGCAUUGAGCUUCCACCUGAGUUGGCUAGCAUCUUCAAGGCCAUUCCGGAGUCUGUAUUUCGAAAGGACAUAUCUUCAACAGAGAUUAGACAGCGAAUGAUGCAGUCCCAAGCCUCCUAGAGCAUUGGAGGGCAAUCACAGAUAUAACUCUUGUAGUUUAGCUGAUAGAUGACACAAGACGGGUUCACCACGUUGCUCUCUAAGUUCUCUAGUACUCUUUCUUUUCUUUUCUUUUUUCUUUUUUUCUUUUUUUUUGGGGUGGGGAGGUGGGGGAUGUAGCUUUUAUAUGCAAGUAUUCUGUCUUCAAAGAUAAGUCACUGCUCUACUAUCAGUACUCUGCUUUAGAUGGGGCGGUGAUAUAUGCAGGGUUGAUACAGAGACGAGGGGGGGGAGAGGAGGAUAGCCAGAGGGGAUGGAGAGAGGCUGUGGCAUCUCCUUGAUCCUUCUGGCUCAGGAAACAAGGAGGCAAAUCACGGUUGACCGGAUUGGCACUCAGGGCGAAUAGGGUCCACAAUUUCCGGCGGGGGGGGGGGGGGGGGUAGGGGGGGGUUGAUGAGUCUAGGACCGAUUCUUGGUUUGAGACCAAGACCGGUUCUUGGUCUGAGACCACACGCCAGAGGGGAUGGAGAGAGGCUGUGGCAUCUCCUUGAUCCUUCUGGCUCAGGAAACAAGGAGGCAAAUCACGGUUGACCGGGUUGGCACUCAGGGCGAAUAGGGUCCACAAUUUCCGGCGGGGUAGGGGGGGGUUGAUGAGUCUAGGACCGAUUCUUGGUUUGAGACCAGGACCGGUUCUUGGUCUGAGACCACGGGACCGAUUCUUGGUUUGAGACCACAGGACCGAUUCUGGGUUGAGACCAGGACCAAUUCUUGGUUUGAGAGAAGAGGGGGGGGGAGGAGGAUAGCCAGAGGGGAUGGAGAGAGGCUGUGGCAUCUCCUUGAUCCUUCUGGCGCAGGAAACAAGGAGGCAAAUCACGGUUGACCGGAUUGGCACUCAGGGUGAAUAGCGUCCACAAUUUCUGGCGAGGGGGGGGGGGGGGGGGGGGGGGGGGGGGUUGGGGGGGGGGUGAUGAGUCUAGGACCGAUUCUUGGUUUGAGACCAGGACCGGUUCUUGGUCUGAGACCACAGGACCGAUUCUUGGUUUGAGACCACAGGACCUAUUCUGGGUUGAGACCACAGGACCGAUUCUGGGUUGAGACCACAGGACCGAUUCUUUGUUUGAGAGCAGGACCGAUUCUUUGUUUGAGACCAGGACUGUUCCUUGUGAUUGACAAGGGGCCAGAAGAUUUUUGGUGUCAGCAGAUGUGUAGAAGGCAAGAGGAGCGGCUCCUCGUCGUGUCCAGGACUGUUGCUUGGUGUGAGAGCAGGGACGAACUGGCCGUCUUGUCCACGACCGCAUCUUGGUGUGCGAGCAGGAUGGACUCUUCAUAUUUUGCAGGACUGCUGCUUGGUGUGCGAGCAGGAGCGGUUCUUCGUCUUGUGCGGGACUGCUGCUGGGAGUGGACAAGGUUGCGCAGGGUUUCCGUGUCAUCGGGGCGUAGAGCGCUGCUCGAUCCUGAAACUUUGUUUCGAUGUUUGACUUGAUGAUAAUUACCAGUACUUAGUUCGAUGAUUCUUUCGACGCGAGGCCUUGUACAUCCUGGACUGGAAUCUGAACAGAAAACUUUUAGAGUCUAAAUUUGGAGUCUAAAGUGAAGUGCAAGGAGUCCUGGCACAUUGAAAUUGAUUGAAAUUGUGGGCCUGAAUUUUACUGCUUGCUGCCACUAAAUUAGCAGUUUAGGGUUUAAGUGUUUCUCUGGCUGGUAGUCUCCAUUUAUCGUGGAAAUUUUCGAAGAGACAUAUGUGUAGCUUUCCAAAUCGGGAAAGAGGGUGCUUCCACUGCAGCUUCCCAGAAAAGAGGAUCUUCGCAUUGCUAUCCAAAUUGGAAAGACGUGCCUUCACAUCUGGUUGGUCUUUUUUGUUACAUACACAUCAUACACAUCUGGUGAGCACAUGGUGUUGCUGGUGGUGGUCCCCAUCUCAUGCUAAUCGUUAACCCUCGGCCAUCGUUCCCAGCUUAUGGCUUUCACAAGG